Messenger RNA from Cryptococcus deneoformans JEC21, 1181 nucleotides. Its product is annotated as endoplasmic reticulum protein, putative. The coding region runs from base 112 to 786 and encodes 224 amino acids. Lineage: Eukaryota; Fungi; Basidiomycota; Tremellomycetes; Tremellales; Cryptococcaceae. The transcript is spliced from 6 exons. Gene Ontology annotation, biological process: sphingoid catabolic process. Gene Ontology annotation, cellular component: endoplasmic reticulum. The record is from RefSeq and is a predicted model, not a curated record.
AAUCAUUCUCCACACUCUCCCAUACAUCCGCUCCUUAUUGCGAACCAACCAAGAAAUAGGUGCUACCACUCACAAACUCUAUUCAACUAUUACUUCUGCGUUCCUUCCACAAUGCAGACUUCCACACAAUCGGAGCCUUUGGAAGAUCUAAAGGACAGCCAUGAACGAUCGAUGGCAACCAAUCAUCUUGAUGUCGAAGAAGAGCUAUCGUUCUAUGCAUCAUAUCAUUCGAACAAAACAAACCAAAUGAUUCACUUCUUUUGCAUUCCUCAAAUAUUAUGGACUUGGCUCAUUGUUGCCGCCCAUGUUACCUUACCAGAUGCAAAGCUGUUUACCUUAACUUGGGGUCUAGCUUUCCAACCUAGCCUCGCGCUAGCAUUCAUCACUUCCUAUAUGACGUAUUACACAUUGCUUGAUCCAAUUGGAGGUGUAACUUAUAUUCCAGUUGGGAGUCUACUUUACCUCACUGCCACAUAUCUUGCCACAUCGCCACCUUCUUGGCUUCCCCUGACAUCUCCUGUGGAACCGUCCGCCAUACCAUUUGCUCUCGCCAUCCACGGGCUAGCUUGGAUCGCGCAGUUUAUUGGACAUGGAGUCUUUGAACACAGGGCUCCCGCUUUAUUGGAUAAUCUUGUCCAGGCUCUCGUCCUUGCUCCUUUCUUUGUCCAUCUCGAAGCCUUGUUCGCGCUUUUCAACUACAAACCUGAUCUACACAAGAAGAUCAAGGCUAGAGCCGGGCUUCGGAUCAGCGAGAUGAACAGACAAAAGAGUCACAAAGCUGAGUGAAACUGAUCAUUAAACUGAAACUUGUCGAGUACUAGUAUUUUGUGAAAGAUUGAAGUGAACGAGUGUUAUGCACGACAUCCCUCCGUGGACAGCACAGAUGCUAUUAUGCUGAAUCUCUCAGUUAUUUAACACGUUCCGCCGUCAUUACUGUGCAGAUGUAUGGUUAGUCAAAAGCUAACAGUUGAUUGUCCGAUGAAUGAAUAUAUAACCCGACGUCCUCGAAUAGCGAGCAAUCAUAUGAUUAUCAAGUAUUGUAAAAGUACAAGGGAGAUGAUUGUCAAGUACUGGAAAGAUAAGAACGGAGAUAAUUUACUCAAAUUGUUCGGAUCAUUAUCUAUCCUGCUUGAUAUUACCAUAUGCUAUUACUACCUACCCAAAAAAGGACCACAGGUGCU